Molecule: messenger RNA, 2630 nt
Organism: Saccostrea cuccullata (small rock oyster)
Lineage: Eukaryota; Metazoa; Mollusca; Bivalvia; Ostreida; Ostreidae
Product: protein naked cuticle homolog 2-like
Exons: 6
Coding region: 319-1746 (475 amino acids)
Biological process (GO): negative regulation of Wnt signaling pathway
Cellular component (GO): cytoplasm
Molecular function (GO): calcium ion binding
Source: RefSeq, a predicted model, not a curated record
UCUAGAGUAUAUGUAUCGUACACAAACAUUUAGACAUCAAGUCAAAGGUGAUGUUUGCGGCUAAUUAACGACUUCCAUCUUCCUCUGUCGUGGCCCUGCCCUCUUUACAAGGAAGUAACCACCUUUGAUACCUUCCCCCCAGUAUGUAACUGGCUUUGAUCUUGAGACACAGGGAGGAGAGUUGUUAUUGAUUCUUGUUACACUGUCUGUGAUUGGUAGAUUGUCCUGUGUUUCUCUCCGAUACUAACAAAGGCCACUCAUAAGGAGCCCAGAGUUUUAAUACUUUGCCACUCGUGGGCAUUUUCUUCUUUAUAAGGAAUGGUUUUCUUAAAUUCUUUAAAGGAACUAUCAGUCAGCCUGGAUAAUAAAGGAGGCAACAUUCCACUCCGAGUGGAACUCCCUCCUCAGAAGAUGGACACAGAGAACUCCAAAGUUCUGGAGCUGGAACAGGACUUGGAGAAACCUCCUCUUAAUAUUGAGGAGUUUGAAUGCGGUGUCCAUUUUGAGGGUCUGGAGAAGAAUAAACAGGAGUGGUCCUUUACCUUGUAUGAUUUUGAUGGACACGGAAAAAUCACCAGAGAGGAUUUGUCCAGUUUAUUAAAAGCUUUAUAUGACGCUGUGGGUUCUUCCAUCAAAAUUCCUUCCAAUGGAACAAAAACUCUGAAACUUAGGCUCACUGUGGGACAGGACAACACACAGCUGUCAGAAAACAAGACCCCUACCAAGGGCAAAAAGGACAAAGUCAAGGACAGUGAUAAGGUCAAGGACACUCCCAAAUCAAAAGAAUUUGCAAAACUGAACAAUAAUCUUACUGCCACUCAUGUUCAACUGCCUGCAAAACAGUGCAAUAGUGACUUACAGGAGAGGGUGAAAGGACAAUGUCAAAAUUCCUGUCAGGUCAAAGGUCAUAACCCCUGUACAGCUCAUGGUCAAGAUAAUGUGUGUUCUGGAUCCAAAAGGAUUCAACUGACAUCACAAGAAAGACAACAGCUAGUGGAAUUGGUUCAGGAAAACAUGGAAAGAAACCAUGUGAAGCAGUUAAGAAGACACCACAGUGAUUGUCGAGGAAUCACGACUCAUGAUCACUCUCACCACAAGCGGCGCCACCGGGUCCACUGCUCCAAUCAGACGAGCUGUAACAAUCAAACCAGCAACAACACCACCGCCACCAAUAACAUACAGGAGGAGAGAGCAAAGGAAAGCCAAGACAGGCGAAACUACUACCUCGACUUAGCCGGGAUUGAGCACAACGCGCAAACCCAGUCCACGCAAAACCUCAACAACAGUACGGGACAAUCAGCUAGGAUCGGAGACAGUUUAGUUUCCCCGCGAUCUAAAAGUCAGGAUACCAAGAAAUGUGAUAACAUCCAGCGAGAAUCGCAGAGAAUCAAACAACAGCAUUUAGACAGUGCUAAGACAGAACAUUCGAGGUCAAGGUCAUUUGAUCCCCAGGAAACAGAGACAAGGUCACCCAAAGGGCAUCACAAAGGGUCACCGCACAAACAUGGACGAUUUCGGCCAGUGAGCUUGCCCAUGCACGUUCCUGAUUCAAUGUCCCACUACCACAGGCGACAUCGUCAUAGAGACAAAGAUCAUGACCUGGCCAUGCAGCAAGUGGCGGAGUGGAUUGAACGCGAACAUGCGUGUGAUGUGGAUGGGGACAAAAUAGUGGUUCAGAAGCAUGAACAUCAUCACAUUCACGAACAUCACCAUCAUCAUCACUAUCAUCAUUAUUACGAAGCAUGAAAGGUCAAAGGUCAUUGGAAUCCAUUAUUAUUGUUGAAUCUUUUCUAGAGUUUAAUUUAAGAAUUGUCAGAUUUGUUGUUAUCUCUUUUUUUUCUUUCAUUUUAAGGAAACACAUUUUUUCUGUUGAUUGUAUAGCCCUUUCGUAAUGCUCAGAGUCGGGGGGAAUAUACUCCAUUACCUGGCCAAUUGAAUUGUAACUGUUCAUUUAUUUUUUUGUGAUAAACAAUUUUUUCCUUGUCUAUUUUUCAGUGUAAAUAAAUAAUAAAUGUGUAAAAAAUACUCAGUCUGUCAUGUAUGUUAGUUAAAUGUAUACAUUUUCCUUGUCAUGAGGAAUUCAUGUCUGCUUCAUUGUAUUGUAUGCUCAUUUUUUUUCAGGUUUAAUAAUCAUCAAACAUUCAUAUUAUAGUAUCAAAAAAGGCAUUUGCAAAUCACUUUUAUUUCAUUUAAAUUAUUUGAAUGCAUGUAUAUAUUAUACAUGUUUUGAGUUCAGCAAGUAUUCAAUUAAAACAAAAAUGGCUGUAGGGUUUGUACUAUUUGAAACCCUGUUAUUUAAAUUUUUUUGGAAACAAUCAGAUCUGUUUGAGAUAGACAGCAGUGUGUGUAUCUGUGAAAUGUAUUGAAUGUCUGCAUAUGCGUGAAUGAUAUAGAAUGAAAAAAUACCUGAUUUCUGAUAGAAAUAUUUAUUCUCCCAUAAAGUUGCUAAAAUUAAUAUUCUUAUCUACGUUCUGUGUCUGGUUUUAGAUAAAAGAUUCACUGUUUCAAAGGUUUUACCUUUAAUAUUUUUUUCUUCUGAUUUUUCAUUGAGUAUGAGGUUUGCAAUAUUUAUUUCCUGGAUAUAGCCAGACUGAACUGUUUUCCCCCUGAAAUAAAUGAUUUUGAUGAAA